AUGGACACAAAUAAAUAUUAUCACAAUCAAGAACAGCAACAGAAUAAAAGUUUGGACCUAAGAUAUGUAAGUAUGAAACCUGACCAAGAUGGUGGUAACCCAACCCAGGGAGGUGACAACUCCAACCCUGGGGAUAGUAACAUUAAUCCAAAGAGUAGUAACCUAACCCAAGGAAUGUUAAUCUAA
Dentiscutata heterogama is the source of this 186-nucleotide messenger RNA. The record is from the annotation of a GenBank genome assembly. Lineage: Eukaryota; Fungi; Glomeromycota; Glomeromycetes; Diversisporales; Gigasporaceae.